Messenger RNA from Paraphaeosphaeria sporulosa, 1719 nucleotides. Its product is annotated as tannase and feruloyl esterase. The record is from RefSeq and is a predicted model, not a curated record. Bases 29 to 1618 code for a protein of 529 amino acids. Lineage: Eukaryota; Fungi; Ascomycota; Dothideomycetes; Pleosporales; Didymosphaeriaceae. The transcript is spliced from 2 exons.
AUUGAAUUUUCGUUCUACGUAUUGAGCCAUGCAUACUCGUCUCUACCUUUUCUUCGCCGGAAUUGUGGCGGGCAACUCAGCUACAGCAGCUUCUUACUCUACUCCCAACUGCUCGGCACUUGCGCAGACCACGUCUUUAAGCGCAUACAAUACUUCUCUCCUGAACACGACGUAUUAUCCUACAGGCGCGCUGAAUGUAUCUGGAACACUCAACAAGGUCUCAUUAUGCGAGGUUUACGCUUCCGUCAGCUACGGCACGAAUGAUUCCCUUAUCUUCGCGCUCUGGUUACCCGACACGCAGUACUUGUCGCGAUUCAUCGCGAUAGGUAACGGCGGUGAAGCAGGGGUUAUCAAUUACGAUGAUAUGAUGGAAGAGCUCAAUAACAAUCUUGGCUUUGCAGUCGCGGGUGGGAAUGCAGGCCACUUGGCAUCAGACAACGACGCUGGGGUUGGGCCCGGUGCCGGUUCGCCUGGAGUCUAUCAGCCGUUCUUCUACGAUGAGGAUCAGGUGAAGGCCUGGCUCCAUAACGCCAUCAGCCUCCUUACACCCGCUGCGAAAGCGACAAUCAAGGAUUUUUACGGGAAUGAAGUGGAGCAUUCGUACUAUCGCGGAUGCUCCUCCGGCGGUGCGCAGGGGUUUUCGCUGGCCGAGUUCCAUCCAGAUCUAUUUGAUGGAAUCAUUGCCGGGUGUCCUGCCAACUGGUUCACUCAUCUGAUGUUGAGCUUUCUAUGGAACGCCCAACACACAAAUACAAACGAAACAUCUCUUCCAGCGACCGUUCUCGACUUCAUACAGUCGAGGGUUCUCGAGGCAUGCGAUGACCUAGACGGCGUGUCAGACAACCUGAUCGAAAACCCGCUCGCCUGUUCCUUCAACGUUUCAUCUCUGGCUUGUGUCAAGGAUGAUCUUGUCAAGAACUCCACAUGUCUUACAACUUCCCAGCUUUCUGCCGCAAAAGCAAUCUAUAAUGGGCCUAUACGCCUGGACUCUCCCAACACGUCUUUGUUUCCUGGGCUUUCACUAGGGUCCGAAGCCGGCUGGUUCCUACCACAGUGCUCAGCCGCCCUGUCCAAUGCUUUCAGCGUUCCUCUCUUACAGAACUUGGUUUACCAAAACUUGUCUUACGACCCAGUAACAUUCAAUUGGGGCUCCGAUGUGGAUUAUUUAGAUUCACGAGCGGGUCCGCUAAUCGAUGCAAUCAACACUAACUUAUCUUCUUUCCGCAACAACGGUGGCAAGAUGAUUGUGUCUGCCGGAUGGGCAGAUCCGAAUAUCGCUCCGAUGUGGUCUAUGCAACAUGUUGAAGCCGUCACGAAAAACACCAUCGGAGAUGGGAUAACGAUAGAGGAAAACGAUUUCUUGAAGCUUGUCAUGGUGCCUGGGGGUGGUCACUGCGGCUCGGGCAAUGCGAUGUAUCCCUAUGUACCGGCUCGAUAUGGCCUUUCAGCUGCACUGGUGGCGUGGGUAGAGACGGGCCAUGAGCCUCUCAGAGGCAUAAAGAGCUGGGGACCACCUAAUGGAGACGAUAGGACAAGGCGAUUGUGCACAUGGCCGCAAGUUGCACGAUGGGACGCGGAGGGAGAUGUUGAUGAUUGGGAGAGCUAUACUUGCAGAUAGCGAGUAAGUGUAGCUUUGAUACUCUGUCUAGCUUUGAGAUGUCUUCCAUGGAGUCUGAUAUGGUUAUGAGGAAGGAUAACACACGUGAUAUUAAUACCGGG